CACACCAAACUCUCUCUCUCUCUCUCUCUCUCUCUCUCUGUUUUGUGGGUAUGGAAGAAGAACCUCAGCCUGUUCAGACCAACGGCCAGGGAGGAGGCGGGGACGAGUUCUACGAGGAAAUCGAGGCUCCCAAGUUCGUAGACUUCACCACACCAGAUCACUUCUGCCCCGACGACCGUUAUUGGUUCUGCAUGCGCGUCGGGUGUGAUCAGAAGCAUGAAGAAGAAUUAGACUCUGAAGCAAUAUACAAGAACUUUGUUCUUAGGGUUAUGGCAGCAAGAAGUCCGAAUGUUAAACUUCGAAAAGCACUGAAUAGAAAGUCGCAAAGUUUGAAAUGCCCACUUACAGCUCCUGCAAAAUCUUCCAAGCCUAGAGUUUCAAGGUUGGCCCUGAUUUCUUCAAUCUCUCAUAAGGUAGUUGAUGCCAAAGAUAAGGCCAGACCUUUCCAUUCUAAGAUCACUGCAACAACCCCAAAUGUUAAGGCAAAACAACCAGCUUCUGUAGCCAAAGCUCCAAGGAUUAGAAAACCCAUCUCAAAUCCAGAUACAUUUCGAAGUGUUAGGAACCCCAAACCAAAAAAUGUUGCGGUGCCAAAGAAUAGGGUCGUGGCAAAAGCUUUGGUCUUUACAUGUAAAUUUUUAUAUUUACAUGUAAUUGAUGGAGAUUUCAAUUGAUACAGACAAGUGAGGCACAGUUGACAUCCUUGAAACAAGAAAUAAAGAUGGAAUAGCUUUUAAAUCAAUAGCUUCAAUUCCUUGUGGAAAUCAUAGCUGACCUAAGAUCUGAGUUGAAGCAAGCAAGGGUUGAAUUGGAGAGGGUGAAAAGCAACCAAGUGAAGCCUUAAAUAGACAAAUCACAAGGGAAUAUGCUUCAUCAUGCUCUCUUUCAGGUCCAGGGAAUGAAACUGCUCUCAACUUCUGGCCUGAAGAACAUUCCAGCAGUGAUUAGAGGUCCGAACCAUAAGUGCUGUAAUCUACUGGAACAAACUUACAAGUUAAGUGCUUCUGCUUUCAACAAAUUGUAUGCCCCUUUCUCUGAAUUUGCCUCAAUAGUCACGAUAAGUACGGAGCCUGGGCAACUCAGAAAUGAUGUAUGCGGAGAUUCCUUCGGGUUGAAAGAGACUUGCUUGAGUACUGGGGGACAGUCAUCUUCUGUUCUUUCCCACUCCAGGAUUUUCGCAUGUUUAAUCACUGGUGGUGUUGAAUCUUGUGAAGAUCGACCAAAUGUAAGUAUAUAACUAAAAAUAAAAAUAAGGCGAAGACAAAACCAUUGCUCCAUCUGGAUCCAGAAGGACAUUUAUAGAACGUGAUGUGGAUCCUAUAUCAGUUUCAACUUCUGUUAAGGUCAGCAUCAUGGGGAUUUAUAACCACAGAAAUAGACAUGGAGCUGAUAUAGAUGUGGCUGUUUUGAAAAUCAGGGAAAUGAUGUUGUGGACUACAUAGAGGCUCCAAGUAUCCAACCUUGAUACUGUUAAUGUUACAGAUGUGAAAGUAUCACAAUAAUCAAGUGGAUAUCCUAGUCAAAUGCUCCUCAUCCAAAUGAGGCAAACAAUGCAGAGGCAGUGCGCAACUUGAGGCCGGAUGGUUUUCUUAUUUUUGAUGGGUGAGGCUUGCAUAGGAUGAUGGGAGUGGGGAGUAAGCAAGAUAUUGGUUCUGCUGAUGGUUGAGCGAGAGUCCUAGGAGCCAUGGCCAUGAUUUGUGAGAUGGGGUUGAGACUCUUCACUUGAAAUCAGCUAAUGAUUAUGAGCUGGGUAAGUAUGAUGGACAUACUGGUCUGUUGGCAUAUGAACUUGGGGAGUUAGCCAUGGAAAAUGAGCUUUGGUGCCAAUGGCAAGGUUGCUGUGUUCCAAAUUUGCGGUUAUACUCAUUUGCUAGGUUGCAGAACUGAUACUCAUUUCCUAGGUUGCAGAACUGAUACUCAUUCAUAUGCAGCAUAUCUGCUGUGUUCCAAAUUUGCUGUUAUUAGUUAUACUCAUUCAGCCAUUCUUCAUUUACAUUACAUCAGAUGUUUGUGGUAAAUGCCGGUAAUGGGUUCAAGCUGCUUUGGAACUCAGCAAGUAGAUUUCUUGACCCUAGAACUACUGGAAAGAUAAAAUGUAUGAGAAUAAGAGCUUGUUCUUUUUUUUCCAUUAUGAGCUGCUCAUAAUUGCUAACUUCUGCGUUGGUUCUACAGGUGUUAUAGGCAACAGAUAAUCAUCGA
This is a messenger RNA of Rosa rugosa (rugosa rose), 2199 nucleotides long. RefSeq lists its product as uncharacterized. NCBI's taxonomy places the organism in Eukaryota, Viridiplantae, Streptophyta, Magnoliopsida, Rosales, Rosaceae. The coding region runs from base 51 to 674 and encodes 207 amino acids. The transcript is spliced from 4 exons. The record is from RefSeq and is a predicted model, not a curated record.